AUUCCUCUCCCGGAGAGUUUAUCCAGUACACAAAUUAGUUCUUCGAGAGUUCACCUCGUAUUCCACCAUGCCGAAAGUACCGUACACGUUUAAAGGACUCAUCGUCCCGGUGUUUACACCGUUUAAUAAUGACAGCACAAAGAGUUUAAACUUGUCGAUCAUACCACAAUAUGCAAGUUAUUUAGCCUCGAAGAAGAUCACUGGAGUUCUUAUAAAUGGAACAACUGGAGAAGGAACAUCACUGAAUCUAAACGAAAGGAAAUUAGUUGCUGAAGCAUGGGCAAACGCUGUAAAAGCAACAAAGCAACAUUUGAUGAUUCAAGUAGGAGGUGCACCAUUUCCUGAUGUUCUUGAACUCGCAAAACAUGCUGAAAGCAUUAAAGCGGAUUCUAUACUCUGUUUACCGGAAUUGUAUUUCAAACCAACAACAUCAGAGCAAUUAACAGAAUAUCUGAAAUUAGUUGGCUCUGCAGCUCCCAAUACACCACUCCUCUAUUACCAUAUUCCAAUGUUCACCAAUGUUAAUGUGCAUAUGGGACAAUUCCUUGAAUCCCUUGGCGAAGCAGUUCCAACUUUCGUGGGAAUCAAAUUUACAAGUGCUAACUUAGAAGAAGGUGCCCAGGCAUUAAAUGCUAGUAAUAAAAAAUACGUCAUUUUUCUUGGAAAUGAUCAGUUAAUAAGCGCUGCCUGUGCGCUUGGAAUGGAUUCGGUCAUAGCAACAGGUAUAAAUAUGUUGCCAGAACUUCUACUCGAAACUUUUAACGAAGGAAAAGCCGGAAAUAUGUUGAAAGCGAAAGAAAAGCAAGAACGAUUGACAAAAGCUGUGAUGGCUAUAUCAAAACAUGGUAACUGGGUAGAGACUAUGAAGGUAGCAAUGCCUUUAUUAACGAAUAUCAAGCCUGGACCUACACGUGCACCCUUGAAAACGUUACCUCCCCAAAUUACAUCAGCGAUAGCGAAAGAUUUACACACUUUAGGAUUUCAAGUGAAACUAUAAUUAUGUAAAAAAAUAAACAGAAACUAUGUUUGAU
Messenger RNA from Osmia bicornis bicornis, 1031 nucleotides. RefSeq names its product N-acetylneuraminate lyase-like. Gene Ontology annotation, biological process: N-acetylneuraminate catabolic process. Gene Ontology annotation, molecular function: N-acetylneuraminate lyase activity; 4-hydroxy-tetrahydrodipicolinate synthase activity. The coding region runs from base 68 to 997 and encodes 309 amino acids. The transcript is spliced from 8 exons. NCBI's taxonomy places the organism in Eukaryota, Metazoa, Arthropoda, Insecta, Hymenoptera, Megachilidae. The record is from RefSeq and is a predicted model, not a curated record.